AUGAAGUUCUCUACCAUUGCUGGCAUUGCUGCUUUCGCCUCUGGCGUCUGCGCUGCUCCCCAGAUGAACGCCCGCGCGGUCGCUGUUGCACCGGUCACCAAGCGCGUUGACGUGUCUGGCGCCGUCGGUCAGUUGACGAGCCAGAUUGGCAACGUCAUCAGCGAGGCUGAGCACCUGACCGGCAAGGUCCAGACCGCCACCGCGGGUGAUGUUAACCUGGUUAGCGACCUGACCAGCGGCCUGGUCAGCCUCAACGGCUCCCUCACGGGCAUCGUCGGUCUGCUCAACGAGAUUGGCCUUGGUGCUGCGGCCGCGUCGGCCGAGUCCACCGUCGCCUCGGCUGAGGUCGUUGCCGGUGGUCUCUUGGGUGUUGUUCUUGGCGCCGUCAGCACUGUCCUGAACACCGCUGGUGGUCUGCUGGGCGGUCUGACCGGUGCUGCUGGCGCUGUGACCGGUGCCGUUGGUGGUGUGACCGGCGGCGCUGGCGGUGUUGUCCCCGCCAACGCUGGCGGCUCUGGCACGACUGCGGUUACCUCUGCUCUGGGUGGCCUGACCAACGCCAGCGCCCUGACCGGCCUGCUCGGCGGCCUGCUCCUCGCUGUCGGUAACCUGCUUAGCAACCUGACCAUCACCAUCUCCACUGGCUCCCUGGGUGACCUGUCCCAGCUCGACAACCUGACUGGUGCCGCUGGCGGUCUGGCUGGUGCUGCCGGCAGUGUGGUUGGUGGUGUGACGGGUGGUGUUGACCCUGUCUCUGAUCUGUCCGACACUCUUGAGGGCCUUGUCGUUGCCGCGGUCAGCCUUCUCGGCAACCUCCUCGGUGGCCUGUAA
Sporothrix brasiliensis 5110 is the source of this 831-nucleotide messenger RNA. RefSeq lists its product as uncharacterized. The transcript has a single exon. Lineage: Eukaryota; Fungi; Ascomycota; Sordariomycetes; Ophiostomatales; Ophiostomataceae. The coding region runs from base 1 to 831 and encodes 276 amino acids. The record is from RefSeq and is a predicted model, not a curated record.